AUGUCGGAGUUCCUCAUUAUUUCAAUUCCAGCGGAUCGUGAUCCUGAAAAGGCCUAUAAUGAAGUCAGUAGCAGUCUUUCUAAAUUUCCUGUUGCCCAAUCCGUUUCGCGCUUUCCUAUCCCACUGAAUUUAAAGGUAGGAACUCUGGACGUGCUGGUCGGGAUGUCAGAUGAAUUUGCAAAGCUGGAUUCUUUUGCUGACACCAUUGUGCGCAAAGUUGCUCAGUACAUGGGGGAUGUAUUGGAAGAACAAAAGCACAAACUGGCUGAUAAUCUUCUUGUUGGUGGAGGUUUGGUUUUUCGCUUUCUUGUUUUCACUCGGGCUAUCGUAGUUUCGCCGUGCCUUUAUGUAAGCAAGUUCCAGUGGGAUACGGCAAAAUAUCCAAUUAAACAGCCUCUCCAAUCCUUGCAUGACAUCCUUUCUGAAAAUCUUUCUCGAAUUGAAGCUGAUUUAAGAACCAGGUCUGCUACGUAUAAUAAUAUCAAAGGCAACUUGCAAGCAAUGGAGAAAAAACAAACAGGUAGUCUGCUGACACGGAAUCUUGCCGAAAUAGUGAAGAAACAGCAAUUCGUUCUGAAUUCGGAGUACCUUAUUACUGUCGCUGUUGUGGUGCCAAGACAAUCCUACAAAGAAUGGGAAGCAUCUUAUGAAAGUCUCGUGGAUAUGGUUGUACCAAGGUCGACUGAGCUAAUUUACGAGGACCAAGAGAAUGGUUUGUGGACAGUGACGUUAUUUCAGAAAAUGCUGGGUGAUUUCACUCUUCGCGCACGAGAAAAAAAAUUUAUUGUUCGAGAUUUUGUGUACGAUGAAAAGAUGAUUGAGGAGAGCAAAAACGCCCUGUCCAAGCUGGAAGCAGAUAAGAAAAAGCAUUUCCCUCCUCUUUUCCGGUGGCUCAGGGUGAACUUUGGUGAGGCAUUUGCUGCCAUGAUGCACAUCAAGGCUCUUCGUGUAUUUAUAGAAUCAGUCUUACGGUUUGGCCUCCCAGUUGAUUUCGAGGCCAUUCUCAUCAUUCCAAACAAGAAGAAUUACAAGAAAUUGCGUGAGGCCCUUCACAACAUGUUUGAGCAUUUGGAUAAUCUUUCAGUGAGCAGCACAAAGGAUGAGGAAAUACCAGGUCCCGGAAUGAGCCAUGGGGAAUACUAUCCAUAUGUCUCCAUUACCGUGGAGACUAAUUUCGUGGAGGCGCAUUAA
This is a messenger RNA of Mesocestoides corti, 1191 nucleotides long. Lineage: Eukaryota; Metazoa; Platyhelminthes; Cestoda; Cyclophyllidea; Mesocestoididae. The record is from the annotation of a GenBank genome assembly.